Molecule: messenger RNA, 1993 nt
Organism: Carassius carassius (crucian carp)
Lineage: Eukaryota; Metazoa; Chordata; Actinopteri; Cypriniformes; Cyprinidae
Product: KIAA1328 ortholog
Exons: 11
Coding region: 43-1791 (582 amino acids)
Source: RefSeq, a predicted model, not a curated record
GAGGAGCUUCUGAGCCUUAGUGGAAGUGGCGGUUGUUUCAGUAUGGCGUCUGUUGCUGAGGGCGCAAACGGCGAUGGAUUUUACUGGAUUCAUGACAAAUCAGAUGAAGAGCAGCCCAUGGGUUUUGUUACAGGGAUGAGCAAGAAUGCCGGUCUGAAGGUUGGGUCUGCAAAUAAUAAAGAGGGAAAGAUAAAAAGAAGAGCUAGCAGCAUGGAUAAAAGUAGGAAAAAAACAGGAUUGCAUUCAGCAGUGCAAAGUGCUGAGAUGAUGAUAGGUAAAGCUUUAGAUCAGAAGGUGCCUUCUGUUAUAUCCAAAUCCAAAAUCACUACACCUGGACCAGAACCGGAUCUGCCUUCUCUCACUUUAUCUCAGCCUCUCUUCAGCGCUGCUCAAGCCAAAAGUAAGCCAUCAUUGAAGGAUCUCUGCCCAGAGGACAAGCGUCGGAUUGCCAAACUCAUCGAGGAGCUGGCCAGAGUUAGUGAGGAAAAAGAGGAGUCUGUACAGAAACUCAGGGAUGAACAGGAGACUUUUGAGAAAAAAAUCCAACAGCUAGAGCAACAAAACCAACUCAUCAUACAAGAGAGAGAAAGCCUGCAGCAGCAGUACCGAGAGUGUCAGGAACUGCUGGGACUCUAUCAGCAAUACCUCUCCCAACAGCAAGAAAAACUCAACAAGUCUAUCACCCUGCUCAAUCAGUCCUGCUCCCAUAGCAAGAUUCCUAGUAACGAGGGGGUGGCCAGGAGGUCUUGGGGUGAGAGAGGAUCUGCUUUAGAUGGAUCUUACUUGGACCUCCCUUCAUCAGGAAUCAAAACUGAUAGAGGUGGGUCAGUAGAGUGCACUCAUUCGUUUUCAGCGGGACCGGUCAGUGCACCCUCCAGCAGCAACCAGAAUGGUGAAAUCCAUGACAGGCACACCAAUCACAAUUCUGAAGCUGGACGUAGUGAUCUCAGGGAAAGGGAACCCUCAGCCUGUGAUGCCCUGAGGCUGCAUGGUGCCUCUGAACCCAAGUGCUCUCAUCAGUGCCACAGAAUGGAAAAUGAUGGCAUGUACGGUGCUAAUCAAACUGGAAUAGCACCACUGUCUGGUCGGGAGAACUGGGAAGAGAAACGACGAUGUUUGCUCCUGCAGAAGAAACAGCUGGAAAUGGAGAGGGAGAGAAUUCAAGCUCGAUUGGCUCAACAGGAAGAGAAACUUUUGCUCCAGAACAAGCAACUCCGCCAGUCAUACCUUCAGUACAGCAAGCUUCAGCAAGCUACCACAACUGACUUUGAGAGACCUCUAAAUGGAGACAGCAGUUUAAAUGAGGGUCAACAAUCCAGUUUUGUAAUGGAUCGGUGGACACACAGAAGUGAAAUAAAAGAAGAGUCACACACUUUGCCGGGAAAUGUUCGACCUUCGUUAAGUAAAAUACAGUCACAGCAACACGCAUCAAAUGUUGAACAGUCUGCAUCCAAGAUUUCACAAGAUAUCUCCAUUAACAAGAAGGAUAUGGCCACCUCUCCUGUGGUUCCACAAUGCUUCCGGACAUCUGCUCUUCCCAAAAUUCCUCCUCUUGGCCUUCCUAGCACUCCAAAGUCUUCGAGGUUGGACGACUCUUUGAUUGAGCUGUUGGACAUUAUCAGUCCUGUAUCCAACCCAGAAAUGAACCGAAUCAACCCCUCAUCCCGGAGGAGUUUCGUCGCACCUCAGUCCUUUCAGAAGACUCUUCUUUCUCCUUUUGGCCCCAAUCGGUCCUCUCUGCAAGACCUGGAGGAGAGUGAGAUCUUAGAAGACAUCUUUUUCAUCUGUUGAAGGGUUAUAAUGGCCAAACAGAUUGAUUGUAGGAAUAACUGAAUUUGAAUGAUCAUUGAUUAUUCAUGUGCUCUUAAUUCUGCCUUUUAAAUCUCUUUUUAGUGUUUUGAGGUAAUUAUGGUCUUAAUUUUUUUUUUUUUUUGUGUGCUAUUGACGUAUUCAAGGUUUAUUUUUGCCUUAAUAAAAUGUUUAUUAAUAAAUG